Molecule: messenger RNA, 1533 nt
Organism: Alternaria rosae
Lineage: Eukaryota; Fungi; Ascomycota; Dothideomycetes; Pleosporales; Pleosporaceae
Exons: 2
Coding region: 159-1208 (349 amino acids)
Source: RefSeq, a predicted model, not a curated record
GCCAUGUCGGAAGAUUGGUGGCCGCCCCGCAACCUACUAGUCUUCGGCGACUUGAUUAUUACACUCUCGGCUUCCACUUCAUAGUUCCCGUGUUCCCAAGCUCUUUCCCCUGAAACGGUUGUUCUUGCGCUCCGUUCAACUUCCCAUCAACAUCAAGCAUGGUGGUAUCCAACAUAGCCAUUGCUACGGACCUAGCGCGAUGGAACACUUUAGGCCCAUCCGGUGAUCCUCCCCCUCUGACAACUAGAUAUGAUCCUAGCUCAGCAUGCGCGACUCAAUGGAUACAAAAUCCAGUCAACACCACCAACAUCCGAAGCGGGGACUAUAGUCUUAUUUGGCGAUCCGAGAAUGGAAAUUUCGGGAUGACGCGCGUUCAGAAUCUUCUGUCAUCGAACUACUACGAGUCUUGCCGCCCCUUUCUUCAGCCGCUAGAUCAGCCUUAUUACAGCCCAGGGAUAUGUACAAGAGGACAAACGAUAGCUGGCAUUGAGGAGCAGCGCUUUGGCAGCUCGCGAAGGUGGAAGGGCUGGUGUUGCGACAGGGGAAUGUCCAUGAAUGUUCUUGCACAGGACUGCCAAGGCGACUUUUCGACUCCUAGGACUGCACUCACAAACUUCACGACGACAAUUAUAGACCAGUGGGAUAGGACGCAAAGCGCCUCUGGUAUUGACACAGCAACGAGGUUUUGUACAAGGUCGGGAGGCUCCCAGACUUGUGCGAAUCCGACCACGCUGCAGAGGCCGACUGUGCUAUCUUCUGGUGUGGCCUUUGCUACUCCCUUCGGGGUGUAUUGGGAGGAAAGCGAUUUGUCGAACUUUCCUAGCGACUAUGCUUCGUCACUCGCGUCCCUGGUCGACGCUAAAUUCGGAGGUAAUAAUGCUACAGAAGAUCCAUCUCCGGGCUCAAAAGACGGUGGUUUAAGUCCAGGCGCUAUAGCGGGUAUAGCCGUCGGAAUAGGCCUGCUUGUUAUCAUUGGUAUCGUCAUACUCUUGUUUUUCUUGCGAAGAAAAAAGCAACAGAGAAAACGUCUUCAGCAGCCGAACGAGGCGGAGAUGGAUGGAAACUCGCAAGGAUUUAAGCAAGCGGUGGACAAUAAAUGGAGGGCUGAGGCGGAUGGAAGAUCGGUGCCGGUUGAGGCUGGGACGGGAGGUGUUGUGCCGCGGUCGCCGGUGGAGUUGGACAGCACGCAGCGGGAGAGAGACCAUUAAGCAAAUGGAAAAGAGAUGGACGCUAUAAUGAAUCUGUCGCGAUAACGAAGAUCGCAAUCGAGCGAUGGCCGUCGUUUUCUUCGCUCACUGUUGCUUGUGUGCCUGUCCUGCAUAUGACAAGGCUGCAGGUACUCUGUCAUGGUAUUGGGUGUGUGUAGUACACGAUGUCGCUGUAGCCGCUGCGUGACAUGCACAUAUCGGCGCCAAAGGACUACGCCGCAUAAUGCGGCGUAGCAAUCCUACCAACCAACCUUACAAUUCGAUGCUCGUCACCUCUCCACAUCUGGAUCAAAGUUUUGUACCGCUGGCGGAGUUCUUUAAGAUC